Molecule: messenger RNA, 1576 nt
Organism: Lotus japonicus
Lineage: Eukaryota; Viridiplantae; Streptophyta; Magnoliopsida; Fabales; Fabaceae
Product: probable purine permease 11
Exons: 2
Coding region: 269-1363 (364 amino acids)
Cellular component (GO): membrane
Molecular function (GO): purine nucleoside transmembrane transporter activity
Source: RefSeq, a predicted model, not a curated record
CUACUCAAGUCAACUGUUAUAUUCGCUUUAAGCGGUGUCACGUGAUCAAAGAACAAACAAGAAUUGCCAAUUUGCUACCUAUGAACCAAACCUUUGAAUCGAAUUCGAUUCAUUUCACGAUUUCAUUCACAGCAUGGGCCAUGUUCAUGUUCGCUACGUCACUUGUUUGUCUUUCUUCUCCGCAAUAGUAAUACCCCUUUGAAAAAUAGAAACCCUUCCUUCAAUUUCGACGCUCAAAAGCUUCUUCGUUGCACCUGAUCAAAUCACCAUGACGGAUAAUGAAGAACCGAUGAUCUUAGCUGGACCAAGUUCUGAAUUACCAUUUGAUAAGUAUAAGCGUUGGCAGUGGUGGUUUAUGGUGGCACUCAGCAUAGCCUUUCUUAUUAUAGGCCAAUCCGCUGCGGUUAUCCUCGGAAGAUUUUAUUAUGACCAGGGUGGAAAUAGUAAAUGGAUAGCUACUUUAGUCCAAACUGCUGCCUUCCCAAUCCUGUUCAUUCCAUUCUUUGCAAUUCCUUCAUCUAGCGAGGCUUCAACUUCUUCGGCUCCGCCUUCCUUCAAAGUUAUUGUUUUGAUAUAUUUUGUUCUGGGAGUCCUAAUUGCUGCUGACAAUAUGAUGUACUCUACUGGACUCUUAUACCUCUCUGCUUCUACUUAUUCACUGAUUUGUGCAUCCCAGUUAGCUUUUAAUGCGGUUUUCUCCUAUUUCAUCAAUUCUCAAAAGUUCACCGCUUUGAUUAUAAACUCGACAGUGGUUCUCACUUUUUCUGCUUCCCUCCUUGCUGUUAAUGAAGACUCGGAUAAACCAGAUGGUUUAUCCCAGGGUAAAUACAUUGUUGGUUUCCUUGUUACCCUUGGAGCUUCUGCACUUUACUCUCUUAUACUUUCCCUAAUGCAACUGUCCUUUGAUAAGGUUCUGAAAAAGGAAACAUUUUCUGUUGUUUUGGAAAUGCAAAUAUACACAUCGCUCGUUGCCACUUGUGCUUCCACCAUAGGCCUCUUUGCGAGUGGGGAAUGGCACAGUUUGCAUGGAGAAAUGGAGGGUUUUAAGAAGGGAGAAGUUGCUUACGUGUUGACUUUGGUUUGGACUGCGGUGGCAUGGCAGGUUUGUUCUGUUGGUGUUGUUGGCUUGAUUUUCCUAGUGUCUUCUCUCUACUCCAAUGUUAUCAGUACUGUCUCUUUGGCAGUAACUCCUAUUGCUUCUGUUAUUGUUUUUCAUGAUAAGAUGAAUGGGGUGAAGAUAAUUUCCAUGCUUUUGGCUAUCUGGGGUUUUGCUUCAUAUAUCUAUCAGAAUUAUAUUGAUGAUUUAAAGACAAGACGUGCGCAAGCUGUUGCUUCUAAGUCACACGAUGAUUCUUCAUGUUGAGAAUAUUCAAAUUGGUAACAGUCAAUAAAUGUGUUAGCUCAAACUACCAAUUUUCUUUUUGGCUUUAAAUCCUUCAUUUAGCAUCUGCUAGUGUUAGGUUUUAUUUCUCUUUCAGGCCUAAAGAAAUAGUGAGCUAGUUAGGCUAUGAGCUUCUUUGCCACUUUGGAUAUUGAAUUGUAUAUCGUUCAAUGAAUGAAAAAGGUUGUUGGUGUC